Messenger RNA from Linum trigynum, 3007 nucleotides. Lineage: Eukaryota; Viridiplantae; Streptophyta; Magnoliopsida; Malpighiales; Linaceae. The record is from the annotation of a GenBank genome assembly.
AUGAAGAAACCGCCAAGUUCAAUUUCCCGAUUUCCCAAAUCUGAAUUCAAAUUUCACUGCAUCGUCUCCGCUUCCAAAGUGGAAACCCUAAGUUCGGUGAAAUGCCGAACGUAGCGUUUGUUGAUCGGAUCAAAUUGUCGUAGUUUCCUCGUUUCUUUUGGCGCGGGAUCACACGGCAGCGAGAACUUCCACAACGGCAAUCAAGCACAGGUGAAUUUCCAGCUUGUUGUUUCCUUUCUUGCUCAAUUUCGGUCUGAUAAUUUUUCUUGCUGUAGGUAGAAUUGAGUUCAUCUUCAGUAUCCUCCUGUAGAAACUAGAAAGCCAUGAACAACAGCAGUAGCUACGAGGUGGGGAAAGCUGUAAAAAGGCGCCGUAAUGAACAACAACAAGAAGAAGAAGAAGAAGAAUACAGUAUUACUACAACUGACAGGUUAAGUCUUCUUCCAGGUCCUAUUAUUCAUCACAUCCUUUCGUUUCUUGACACCAAAUCCGCCGUUCAAACGUCCGUAUUAUCCCGGCUGUGGAGAUCCACUUGGAAACAUGUCCCUGUCCUCCGUUUGAUCAGUGGUUCAUUUCGACAGUUUUCGAGUUUCAGAAGGUUUGUGGAUAACGUUUUGUCCCUCCGUCGUCCCUUUAAUGUCCGCGAAACACUCUUCAUUAUGAGCCAUCAUCAUCUUGAUGAGGAUGUUAGUUUUGUUGCCAAGGUCGCCCGGUAUUCCUUAUCCCAUGAUGCUCAGCAUUUAGUGGUUCAGCUGUUAGGUAGUACGGGUCUGGAAGCGAGUCGCCGAUUGUCCAAUUUGUUUGGCACGAUCUCGCAUUGCAGCCUCGAAACUCUACGGCUAAGCGUGUCCUUGAUCGAUUGUGAAUUUGGAUCAUCUGGUUUUCGAAUGCUGAAGACGUUAGAGUUGCGUUGCUGCCAACUGGUUCCUGAUGAGGAUGGGGUAUUCGAUCCCUUUCCUAACUUCCCACACCUGGAGAACUUGGUCCUGGAUGGUUGCUGCCAGGGUGACCGCUAUGAAACCCAUCUCAAGAUAUCUGGACCGAAACUGCUUAACCUGGAAUUGUGCGUGAUUUGGUUCUCAAGCGUGGAAAUAGAUGCGCCAAGACUCAAACUCUUUGAUCUCCACCAUCUCCUGGACUCAGUAAAGUUUGCCAAGUUAAGCUUUCCUUCCCUUGAUCAUGCUAGUAUUGAUAUUAAUGACCAAUUCGAGUUCAUGGAGGGUAACGAGGAUUCAGUGGCACAAUGUUUGAUCUCUUUGUUUCGAGGUUUAAGUAACGUGACCAUUCUCAGGCUAGAACCUGAAACCAUCAAGGUACUGAGUAGUAUUAUUCCUGAGAUUCUGUAUCAGCAAUCCUCUCCUUUUAGUAGAAUGGAGUCCUUGAUUGUGACGGCUAACAGUGUACCUUACUCACAGCUCGCUUACUUCCUUGAAGGGUCUUCUGCUGCAGAACCAACUCUUGAUUUUAUAUAACAGAUUAUUGGUUAAAGCAUUUUGUCGUACUGUAGUUUCUGACUGCUCUACACAUGAAGAUCAUUGCAUUUAACUUCGUUGUAUUGGCUAUUUACCACUUGAAGAUGAUCUGUGCAAGCGACUCGAGACCUACUUGCUUAUUUUUUGCUGCAAUCAUGUCAGCUUACUUGUACUUUAUAGGUUCAUUCCUUCAAUUCAGGGUUUCCGAAGAUAUCUUUUCCGUCAGGUGCCUUUUGUCUCUGAAAGGUUUGGUCUUUCCUUAAUUAUGAACUUCUGGUGUUCACCCAAAUGGUCUGUCUUCCUAAUUAACUUGUUAUUCAGCUAGAUAAGAAGUAUUUAGAAGCCAAAGCAUGGUUGUGAUGCUGAAGUCUGAAUCUUGAUACAAUACUGUCGAAUGAUGUUGUAUUAUAUAUUUACAUCGUGCCUUAGUGGUGAGCAUGGUUGUCAUGUCGGUGGCAUGCCACCCGGUUGAACCUGUGCCUUGCAGUGUUGUUGUUUUCCAUUAUCGUUAAUCACUUUGCUAUACAUAUGUGUAGCGCGUUACCGGCGCCAUUCCUGAAGUAUGAAUUGCCUUGUUCAUCUCAAAGAACCAGUAAUCAUUUUGCAUAGUGUCGUUAUUCAUCGUUUUCUUCAGCAUCUCCUGAAUGAGUAACACUCAUAUUUGAUAAGUAAUAUCUUCUUGAGGAUUAAAACUAUAUAUAUGCAUACAUGAUAAAGUUCCAAGCAUACCUGAAUGGUACAGUCAUCCAGUAGUAGCGUCGAAGUUUUUGCACCAUGCGAACAUUGGAACAAGGAGUUCAAAUAGGGAUCUACAUGUGUUCUUGCCUCAGGUACCGACUUCUUGAAAGAAUCAUACAGUACAAAACCAAGUAUUGAGUCCGUAAGAAUCUUGUAGCUUAACUUCUUUACGUAGCCUCUACUCUCUACUCUCUGAUAGUUGGUAAGUUGAAGCAGAGCAUGGUCCUCUCCAUAUUUGCAGCUGGAGUGAGUCGACAGAGCCUCAAUAUGAUGCUGCAUUGAGGUGGGGGUGCUGGGUUUGAGAUCUUGUAGCCCAUAAAGCAGCUAUUUUGAUAAUCUGGGCCUAUUUACCAAGGCCUUCUAUAUGUUUAUUUGUGGAUGUCAAAUGUCAAUCAGCCAAUUAUCCCAUUACCAAUUUUCAAGUGGUAAUUAUUCACAUUUUGUCAAAUUAACUAUUACAAGCAGACAAAGCCUCUAAAGAAAUCCUUCAACUCAUAGUAUAAUACAGUUUUCGUUGUUCCUUCUCAAUGUGUACAAAUCCUUCAACUCAUAGUAUAACACAGUUUUCGUUCUUCCUUCUCAAUGUGUACAAAUCUUCUCAAUACUAGGACAAUUUUGCCCAUACCUAUGGGUUUCUUACUAUCCAACCCAAUUGGGUUGGGUAUGAAAUCCAAAUAGAUGGAUUUGGGUAGAGUUUGAUGGGUUUGUAUCCAUACUCAUUUACUUUGGGUUGAGUUGGGUUUAUAUCAAAUGGAUUUGGGUUUGUACCCAUGCCCAAAUAUAAAUUACAUUUUGGU